Messenger RNA from Nannizzia gypsea CBS 118893, 606 nucleotides. RefSeq lists its product as hypothetical. The transcript is spliced from 4 exons. NCBI's taxonomy places the organism in Eukaryota, Fungi, Ascomycota, Eurotiomycetes, Onygenales, Arthrodermataceae. Bases 1 to 606 code for a protein of 201 amino acids. The record is from RefSeq and is a predicted model, not a curated record.
AUGGAAGCACAGUUCCUGCAGCCAAGUAAUGACUUUGAAGCAUUUCAAAUACCAUCCACUGAGGAUGAGGUAUAUUUCGGGAAACUACGGGCAGCUUACAAAAGAGCAACUACAGCUUUCACAUGUUUUGAAGAUGAAGAUGGCUGGUCAGUGGUCAUUCGGGAUAUGUUUGACGCGGUCAUAGGCCGACACAGGAAUAGCAUGUUGCGUGUGUCCGAAGUAGUCGAUCAUCACACGACAUCGAAAACGGUCGAUUGGAUCGUGUCAUUCAACUCCGGUUACCCUUCUAUCGUCAAAGCGAAAUCUCUAGAUGGGAGCUUUAAUGAGUCGAUGGUACAGUUGGCAACUUGGGUAUCAGCAGGUCUUGAAAAAACGUCACAGCUUCAAGCACUGACGGAAGAGCUGCCCCAUCAACCGAAGAGAGACAUCCUUUCAGUUCUUGGAAUCAGUAUCGUGGGGCACAUUUGGUACCUAGUUUUUGCCGUGAAAAGCAAAGAUGGUGUGGAGAUAAAGAACUGGGGUGAUGGUGUUUACUGGCCGUGGCUCCGUGAUACCAUUCUGAAGCCGCCCGCUCAGCUCCCCGCCGAUGGAGAACCUUCAGACUAG